Molecule: messenger RNA, 2798 nt
Organism: Lampris incognitus (smalleye Pacific opah)
Lineage: Eukaryota; Metazoa; Chordata; Actinopteri; Lampriformes; Lampridae
Gene: nphp1
Product: nephronophthisis 1
Exons: 20
Coding region: 58-2106 (682 amino acids)
Biological process (GO): protein localization involved in establishment of planar polarity
Cellular component (GO): cytoplasm; cilium
Molecular function (GO): protein binding
Source: RefSeq, a predicted model, not a curated record
CGUCAUGUAAGCUAACUGUUUAGCUGAACGACUACAAGUAAAAUAACGCCUGUGUAAAUGCCUCCCAAAAGAAAGGGUCCUUUACAACUUGUGCAAAGAGAGACGGACGAUAUCAAAAGACAGGUGGACAGUCUGCUGAAGGAUGUACAGAGUAGUAAAGGGAUCAUACGCACAGAUGAGAUAUGCCAGAGGUGCCAGGACGUGCAGACUUCUGUUCAGAAAGCAAUGGGAACACUUCAGAAGCUGACCAAGGCUGAUGAGCCAGCUCCAGUGGGUAACUAUGACCAGAGAAAACAGGAAGAGGAGAGACGUCUGCAGGGCCUCAUGGAGAAACUGAACAUCCUUUCUCUGGAGCUUUCACCACCAGGACCAAGUAGUGCAGCAGGGGAAAGUAAGAAAGAGGAAGAGAGUGAGGAUGAGGAUGAUGAAGAUGACGACAGCGUUGAUGAAGACGAUAAAAAAAGCUUGAAGCCAUCUUCUCAGUCAGACCCUCGCAUCUACACAAUCCUCAGUGACUUCAGGGGAGAACAAGAAGGAGAUCUCUCUGUCAAGAAGGGGGAGGUACUGAGGAUUAUCCAGAAGACGGCAGAUGGAUGGUGGCUGGUGCAAGACACUAAAGGCAACAGAGGAGUGGUCCCCAAAACAUACCUGAAGGCUGGUUCCAGAUUGGAGGGUAAAGACGAUAGUGGUGACGAUGACAAAAAGGACAGUGAUGAAGAUGACGAUGAGGAAGAGGAGUCGGAGGAUGAUGAGGAAGAGGAGGAUGAAGGACUGACAGGGGCUCAGGAGAAACAGAGGUCCUCUCAUUCCAACUGGUCAAUUGUCAGAAAGGCUCUCACAGAGAUGGAUGCAACUGAUGUGCUUUCUGCGAUGGGGGCUAUCCCUUCAGGAUUCAGACCAUCAACUCUCAAUAAACUCCUGAUGGAAGAAGGGCUGACCUUCAAAGGAAGUCACUACAUUCAGCCUGAGCUCAGCCAAUCACAACUGUCCUUCAAAGACCUCUUCCUGGAUCCAGACACUGGCAGGGUGCGUGCUCGGCAGGUUAGGACUAGUGUGUGUUUCACUCUGUGGAGCUGCAGAAUGAUUUCUACUCCCGGGGUCGGUGUUCAGGUUCUAAGCAGACACAUCCGCCUCUGUGCUUUUGACGGAACCAAGGUACUAAGUAACAUCCACACAGUCAGAGCAACCUACAAUGCCAGGAACCCCAAGACCUGGAACUUUUCUCCCAGGAUGACAGGUAUUCUGCCUAUCCUACUAGAUGGAGAAUGUUUCCUGCGCUACAGUUCAGACUCUGCUGACCUUGGCAUUCUUUUUGAACUGGGAGUUACCUUCAUACGCAACUCUACAGGAGAGAGAGGAGACCUGAGUUGUGGCUGGGCCUUUCUCAAACUCACUGAUGACGAUGGGGCUCCACUCACUGCUAAAACCUAUGAACUUCCUGUGAAUAGCGGUACUCCCUUUGAGAAAGACAUAGCAAUGGAAGUCUCAGCCACAAAAGCAGGUGGAGUUUUCCAUCAGAUUCUUAAGGCCAGGAGACAGCCCAAGCUUAUCAUUAAGCUGAAAUCAGCCAACAGUCGAACCAGAACCCAGCUCAGUCUCCUCCCAGAUACUUUGCUGUUCUGUUUGAGUUGUGUUCACCUUCUGGCGCUGCACAGACAACUGCUGGCGGACACUCUGCUGAUGGACAGACCUACCAUGCAGAACACAGAUCUGAUGUGCAGUCCAGUGCUGUCUACUUUCCCUAUGCUGUUAGACCAGCCAGACCUAAUGGAUGCUCUCAGGACUGUCUGGCUGAAUGCUGAGAACAACAUGAGCAGAGUACAGAAGAAAGACCUACCUUAUCUGAAACAGCAAUUCAUCAGUGUGUACAUGUCCUCUGUCUACUACCUCCUGCACUCCCCGGCAUUGCCAUGCCACCGCUGGGCAGACCCACCUUCUGAAGAGCAGCGGGCAAGGGUCAUCUAUGCCACAGUGGAAUCUCUUAGACACACCCAGCAGACCACCGGCCAGUCUGGAAGCCUGCAGGUCUUUGUCGACCCCACGCUUCAGCACCAGGCCUUUGAUGUUGAGGAAUUGACCUAUGACCUUCUGCGUGUGGUGCGAUAGAAACAAGAUCGGAGUUUUAACAGCAAAUAACAUAAUUUCAGUCACUGGAUAAUGACUAGUGCACCUCAGCUGUCACUAAUCACCAACCCCAUCAGGGUUGUUUCUGAUGGGACAUAGCCACACCAGGCUCUCUGUCACCGGAUGACAAACAAACCACACCCCACUGCCACAAUAAGUCAAACUUUUGUCAUUUAUUAUUACUUGAUUUGCCUCCACCAAGGAUACCUUUAAAAUUUUGGAGAAAAAAAAAUCUUCAAAAUGAAAGCCUGGCUAAUCUUUUGAAAAAUGAGAUCUGUUAACAUAGCAAAACAUUUCCAGAACCUUCUUUGAAUUAAUAUGAUCAACAAAAGCUAUUAGCUGUUGCUUCCUUGUAAAGAAGAAUCCACAUUUUAUAACAUUUCACAUUAAAAGCCACACCGGUGCUGCUGGUGGCAGUGACAAGCAUUUUACUUCAAAUGGCUAGAACUCACAUACACACACACACACACACACCGACACACAUUGAAACAAGUAGAGGACUGAAUAUGUAGUAUAUAAUAUGUGUAUGACUGAGUGACAAACUGUCAUCGUUUUGAAUAUAAAAAUAAUAUAAAGACACGUUUUGCAGUUCAUAGUGACCUUAUCGGCAGAUUCCAUUCUGUUAUUUAUUGCCAAAUGUUUUUAGCAGAAUUUUUCAAUAAAUUGGUUUUAUA